AAUCGCACAUUCAUAUCAUCGUCCAAUCCCAGCGUCUGCAGCCCGGAAGCCCAAGCCGAAAGCCCAGGAUAGGCCAAAACUACACUUCCCACAAUGCUCUAGUCUAGAGCUCGCCGAAGCAGCUGGCUAGAGUAGGCGGAGUCCGGAAAGCAGGCUUGUGUCUUGUGCCCGUUCAUUCGUGUCUUCAUUAUGUAUCUACGUAGAUUUGUCAUAGGAGGAUCCGCCGCCACUGCCGCUAUCUUCGCUGCCGUAGCAGUUGGAAAGAACGGAGGAGACUCUUCAUUGACGGUGCCAGGAGGAAAGGGGCGAUGGGACCGAAACUGGGAUCGCCGAGAACCAAUGUCUCUGGUGAAUUUGAGCAAGAUCAAUGGUGAGAGCGGAGAGGAAGAGCUCAAUCAGCAUCUGAUUAAGCACAAGCCAAAAGCCACUCGUCACAUCUUCCUUAUAAGACAUUCACAGUACACGCUGGAUGGAAAGACUGAUGUGGACAGGGUACUUACCCCCCUCGGUCGUGAACAGGCUGAGCUCACUGGACAACGGCUGGCAAGUCUAGGACUGAAAUACAGUCAAAUUGUUCAUUCUUCAAUGACUAGAGCCAGAGAGACAACAGAAAUCAUCAGCAAAUACUUGCCAGGUGUGAAAAAAUCUAGCUCCGACUUGCUUCGUGAAGGAGCUCCUAUCCGACCAGAUCCCCCUGUCUGUCACUGGAAGCCAGAUGUUGAGCAGUACUACGAAGAUGGACCCCGUAUUGAGGCUGCAUUCAGGAAUUACAUUCACCGAGCAGAAGCAAAACAGGAAGAGGAUAGUUAUGAGAUUAUUAUUUGCCAUGCCAAUGUCAUACGCUACAUUGUGUGCAGGGCCUUACAACUACCCCCUGAAGCCUGGCUUCGCAUGUCGCUUAACAACGGCAGCAUUACUUAUUUGGUGGUCCGUCCCAAUGGUAAUGUGUCUUUGAGGAUGCUUGGGGACUCUGGUUUUAUGCCACCAGAAAAAAUUAGCCGAACGUAAGGAUGACUGCUAACCGACAUUUCCAGCUUUUCACUUCCUGCCCUGAAGAUACCAGGAUGAGAUAAUGCUGCAUUAUUUAUAACCAGCAACCUAUUCAGUGUGCCUUCAUGAGGGACGGGCAGCAAACAUUUUUUUACUGUUAUUAUUAUAUCCCCCCCCCCCCCCCCCCCAUCAUCUCUUGCAAUUUGGAAAACAUGAAGGCACAUUACGCAGAUAGUAGAUGCCUAGGACAUUGGGCAUUAAGGGUAUCAAGAUUUUAUUAUACAGACUCCAGUUCUACGUGUAAACCACCUGUUUUAAACACAAGAUGUGCAUGUCUUUUUGUACUGUAACUGUUUUAGAUAUAGAUUGCAUGGUAUAGGAGAUGGUCAUUAUUUUUUUUGUAAACAAAAUAUUUUUACACUUUUACAAAAGAAUGCGGUGAAGAUGCCACAUGUGGACAUAACUCAAUAGAAUGUUAGAUGCAUUAGGCAUCAACAGACCGCUAGGGUUGCCGUGUGUGCAGUGCAGGGUCAGUGCAUAUAGAUCAGUAUGAAGUGGCGCACUAUGGAUGCAUUGUGCUGCAGUACAGGCUUGGUGCACAUGGAUUUCUCCUGUGUAUAAGGUGCGCUAUUAGGGAUGCUGUGCUACAGGCUCAGUGCACAUGGCUGUUACAUAUAUGAGUUAUAAUGGAUAACUUAUAUUUUAUGGACUAGUAAAACUUGGAAUAGAUUUGCUAAUCUCUAACCUUUUUCUGGUGUUUGAGGAUGAUAAAUCUCCCCCAAAAUUUACUCCUCUGUUCUUUCUGAGCUCAUUAGUCUAAGUUGGUGGUCUUAUUAGUGAUUGACAGCCUCCCCUCUGUAAUGGCAUAUUUAGAUGUGCCAAGCAAGGAGACCAUUAUCGGGAAGGGACUGGACUGUUCCUUCCUAAUAACUGCCUCCUUGUCAGUGGAGGUGAAGGGCUGCAUUUACAUGCAGUGAUCUCCACUAUAUGGGGGCGAGCAGUGGCUACUGCCAUUACUCAUCCUCAUACAGAUUCAUUGUUUCUGGUCAGCAGAUCACUGUGCACACAGCACAAUCUGCUGCCCAGAAACAAUGAUUUUAGAUGCUGCAUGAGAGAUUCACCCGAUGCACAAGCUUGUUCAUCUGGUUAUUGGCAAAGCCAUUAAUUGGCCUGAUUAUCAGGAACAAACCUUACUAUUAUAGUGUAGUGUAAAUCUGCCAUUAGUCGUUUUAAAUAGGUAGCUGUCAGUCUCUGAAAAGACUGCCCACUUGGCUACUGAGCUCAGAAAGAGGAGAAAUUUUAAAUGCCCAACAUCUAUGCGUUUCGAACCACUUGGGUUUGUGCUCGCAUGAAUACAAGACCAACACACAGGAAUUUAAAACCAUUGUGAACCUAUCGCCUGCAAUCACCAAGAUAUAGCAAAAACCUGAAAGGCACUAGCACUGUUGUGAAAUGUACUUUUGUUUAUUACAUGUUCACGUAUUUUCUGAACUUUACAGCCACUUAUAUGGACAUAUAUAUUCAUUAAUAAACAUUCAUGAGAUCAUUUUUUAAAGUUAAAACCUGCAGUAAACCUAAGGUCAUUUAUGAAGACUGGUGUUUUAGACGUCUAGUUUAAUAACGUCAUGAGCUGUCGUUGGAUCCGCCGAAGUUAUGAAGAGGCUACAAUUUCGUUGCAUCCACCGCAGUUUUAAAUCUAUGCCAGCUCCCUUGCUGUCUUAAAUUUACAGCAUUUUCUAUGCCUAAAAUAGGUGUACAUAGAAAAUGAUAAAUCAGACAGGACUUCCGGCCCUUCCCUCGCCUUUUUUUUUUUUUUAGACCUGGCAAGUGCAGGGAAAAGUCGCAGAUUGUGACGCAAAUAACCUUUGCACCAGAAAUACACCAAAAUAGGUGAAUUUCUGUUAUUAAUUCCCCUCCCUUAGUUUUUAAACGCUAGAUCCAGAAUGAAUCC
Bufo gargarizans (Asiatic toad) is the source of this 2941-nucleotide messenger RNA. It is a transcript of the gene PGAM5, whose product is annotated as PGAM family member 5, mitochondrial serine/threonine protein phosphatase. Gene Ontology annotation, cellular component: mitochondrion. Lineage: Eukaryota; Metazoa; Chordata; Amphibia; Anura; Bufonidae. Gene Ontology annotation, biological process: positive regulation of mitochondrial fission. The coding region runs from base 190 to 1008 and encodes 272 amino acids. The transcript has 6 exons. The record is from RefSeq and is a predicted model, not a curated record.